Molecule: messenger RNA, 2294 nt
Organism: Eruca vesicaria subsp. sativa (arugula)
Lineage: Eukaryota; Viridiplantae; Streptophyta; Magnoliopsida; Brassicales; Brassicaceae
Source: the annotation of a GenBank genome assembly
GGGAUAAAGAUUCCAAUAUUAUUAGUAUCCAUUUGAGAUUCAAAUUCAAACGGCACUUUCAGAUUUGAGAAGGAGAUGGAGAAGAUCUGCGUAGCAGUCAGAGUGAGGCCACCGACGCCGGAAUCUUCAUCGGAAAACGGAUCUUCUCUCUGGAAAGUUGACGACAAUCGAAUCUCUCUCUACAAGUCUCUCGACACCCCAAUCUCUACCGCUUCUUACGCUUUCGAUCACGUGUUCGACGAAAGGUCUACGAAUGCCUGCGUCUACGAGCUUCUCACCAAGGAGAUCAUUGAAGCAGCCGUUGAGGGUUUCAAUGGUACUGCGUUUGCUUAUGGGCAAACUAGUAGUGGAAAGACCUUUACAAUGACGGGUUCUGAGACUGAUCCGGGGAUUAUUCGCAGAUCUGUGAGGGAUGUAUUUGAAAGAAUACAAAUGAUAUCUGAUCGUGAGUUUCUCAUCCGAGUUUCUUACAUGGAGAUUUAUAAUGAAGAGAUCAAUGAUCUUUUAGCUGUUGAGAACCAGAGACUGCAAAUCCAUGAACAUUUGGAGCGUGGAGUCUUUGUUGCUGGCCUUAAGGAAGAAAUUGUCAGUGACGCUGAACAGAUUCUGAAGCUUUUAGAUUCUGGAGAAGUUAAUAGGCACUUUGGGGAGACUAACAUGAACGUUCACAGUAGCAGAUCCCACACCAUCUUCAGAAUGGUGAUUGAGAGCAGGGGAAAAGAAAAUAACUCUUCUGAUGCGAUCCGUGUCUCAGUCUUGAAUUUGGUUGACUUGGCUGGAUCUGAGCGAAUUGCUAAAACUGGUGCUGGUGGAGUUCGCUUGACAGAAGGAAAGUAUAUUAAUAAGAGCUUAAUGAUUCUUGGGAACGUCAUCAAUAAGCUAAGUGAGAGUGCAAAGCUAAGGGCACAUAUUCCAUACCGAGACAGUAAGCUGACUCGAAUUCUUCAGCCUGCGCUUGGUGGUAAUGCAAAGACUUGCAUCAUAUGCACUAUCGCACCAGAAGAGCAUCAUAUUGAGGAAUCAAAAGGAACUCUCCAAUUUGCAAGCAGAGCCAAGCGCAUCACCAACUGUGCUCAAGUGAAUGAGAUCUUGACUGAUGCUGCUUUAUUGAAGCGCCAAAAGUUAGAGAUAGAAGAGUUACGUAUGAAGCUUCAGGGAUCCCAUGCUGAAGUGUUGGAACAAGAGAUAUUGAAGUUAAGCAAUCAGAUGCUCAAGUAUGAGUUAGAAUGUGAAAGGCUAAAAACACAAGUGGAGGAAGAGAGAAGGAAACAAAAGGAGCAGGAGCAGUGCAUUAAGGAUCAACAGUUGAAAAUUGAGAACUUAAAGAAUCUUGUCACUAAUUCAGACUUCAAGAGGAAUCAGUCAGAGGACUAUAUCAGUUUAAGAAAGAUACCAGAAGGGUUAUGCAAUGUCAACGAUAGCAGCGAUGUUCCUGGGACUCCUUGCUUUAAAUCAGCUGAGCAUUCCUUUGUGGUUGCUCGGUCAAAUUAUGCAGGACUGUCUGAUUUUAGUCCGAUGGUUCAUUCAUUUGGAGACAUGGCCGAUGAAGACACUUGGACGAAGCUAAACAAAGGUUUUGUUGCAGACCUUGAUAAACUCCAGUUUACACCUGCAGUUAGAAGUCAACCCACUCCAUUAACUACUGCAACCAUGGAAUCCUCGCUUGAAGAUAACAAAGAGGUGGAAAAACUCAAAAGUCAGAUUGAGUUGCUGACUAAUGAGAAGGACAGUCUGCAGGUUAAAUUCAACGAACAAGUAGUUCUGAACAACAAACUUAUGGAAGGGAUCUCUGAGCUCAAACAAGAAACGCUUCACAUGAAAGCAAUUCCAAAACGGUUAUUCGAGUCACUUGCUAAGUGCAAGGAUGUCUACAAGGAUGUUAUAGUCACAAUGAAGAGCUUAAUGUCUGAGAAGGAAUCUCCAACAGGAAAGCUUCUAUUUGGGGCAACUGAAAUCACAACGAGCCUUCUUUCAACUCUGGAAUCACAAUUCUCAUUGAUUUUAGAUGGUCAGAGAGCGGGUAGCAUCGUAGUUCAUCCUUUAUCUGAUCAAUGGGAAACACUCCGUGUGAGUCUGAAGAACACGACCACGUCGUUGGUGUCAGAAACACAAGCAAAAGAUGAGUUUCUGAACUGCCACAACAAGGUAGCUUCCUUGUCACAAUCGUCAACAUAUGGAUCAAUUUUGUUCAUCUUUUCAGCACUUUUGGUAGGAUACUUUGCCUCUCUUAUCAGGGCUUUAGUCCAGUGAACGCCUAUGUAUAUUUUAUAAAUCUAAUAAAUGGCAAUCUUUCU